Molecule: messenger RNA, 1209 nt
Organism: Drosophila rhopaloa
Lineage: Eukaryota; Metazoa; Arthropoda; Insecta; Diptera; Drosophilidae
Gene: Gr59e
Product: putative gustatory receptor 59e
Exons: 3
Coding region: 1-1209 (402 amino acids)
Biological process (GO): sensory perception of taste
Cellular component (GO): membrane
Source: RefSeq, a predicted model, not a curated record
AUGAACAGUUCGUGUAGCCAGCGUUGUCAGAAUAUCCUCCUGAAUAUCAACAGAUUUUUUGGGGUAUCUCCGAGUGGAAGAAGUGGAAUCCAUCGUUGGAUCCACUCUCUUUGGUGCCUGUUUUUGCUAUCAUAUGUCUGGGCAGGAAGCAUUUGGAAGUGUGUUGAAUUCAACUUGGAGAUGCCCACUAUCGAAAGAGUUCUUUACACGAUGGAGUUCCCGGGAAAUAUGUCACUUAUUGGUUUUCUGAUUUUUCAUGCCGUAGUCAACUGUUCCUCUGCCCAGAAAGCGGAGUUGCAGAUUCAUCGCUUGAUUAGAGGACAUGAUAGCAAAGCUAUUUGUGAUAUGUACAAGAAACAUGGUCAGAGGACUCUUCAUCUCAUGGUGUUAGCUACAGUUUUUCACGGUGUGUGUGUGCUGGUGGAUAUAGUCAACCAUGACUUUAUGUUUUGGACUUCUUGGCUUAGCAAUAGUGUCUUUAAUCUGCCUGCUAUAAUGUUGAGUCUGGGGCUACUCCAAUAUGCUCUUCCUGUACAUUUACUGCGACUUUUGCUGGAGCAGAUGAGGAAAUGCCUGGAGGAGUUGAAGUUGCGCCAGAGACCAGUUCUGGAAUUAACCAAAUUGGAUGCUCGAUAUGAGUCCGCUUUUGCUGUUCUAGUGGACGCAGGUGGUGGUUCCACGCAGUUGAUUGACGAAAUGCGAUCUAAGUGCAAUAUAAUUGACAUGCUCCACAAACAGUUGAUAUCUAAAUUUGGAAUCUUUUUUUUGCUAAACUUUGUCAAUUCUCUUGUCAGUGUUUGUAUGGAAAUGUACUUGGUUUUCAGCUUCUUUGAGAAUCCAGUAUGGGAAGAGACCACUUUGCUAAUCUACAGGUUUCUUUGGUUAACCAUGCAUGGCAGUCGUAUCUGGUUCAUUCUGUCUGUCAACGAGCAGAUCUUAGAAGAGAAAUGCAACCUUUGUCAGCUGCUAAAUGAGUUGGAGAUUUGCAGUUCCCAGCUACAAGUUUCCAUUAAUCGCUUUUUGCUGCAACUCGAGACGAGUUUGGUUCAACCCCUGGAAGCCUGUGGAAUCGUGACAUUGGAUACACUCAGUUUGGGCGGGUUUAUUGGGGUUCUGAUGGCCUUUGUUAUUUUUCUCAUACAAAUCGGACUGGGAAAUAAAUCGCUAAUGGGUGUUGCCCUCAACAGAUCCAGUUGGGUUUUUGUGUGA